GAGUGAACAGUUUCGGGCGAAGCAGAGUAGCUAGCGAAAGCAAUAGAAGCGCGAGAGGAAGCGAUUGAAACUGUGUCAUUCCUAGGGUGCCGCAGAGAUUGUGUUUGGCCGCCAAGUUCGGUUCCCUCGUCUGUGUGGGCAGCUUGAAUCCGGCACGAAUGUAGUGCCUAGAUCGUGAGGGCCGCUUGUGCUUCGAUUCCACCCAAACCAGCCCCUGUCCAGGCGGCACACGCGUAGGUGACACCACGAGAUCCGAGCGAAGCGAACUCCCUCGGGUGCUGCUGGUGCGGAGCGGACGGAAGUGAGAAACGCGUUUUUAUCUAUUGUGCGUCCGGCUGUGUGCGUGUAUGUGUGUGGCUGUUUGUGCUCCAGGGUGACAAGCCGCAGGCAGGCGAAACUCACGGGUUCAUCGUUCCAUCGGUAGAGCGGCGAUCGUCUGGGGAAGCGGUUCAAUCCAAUAAAAUAGUUGUUUCUCGCGAACGCCCAUAAAUCGUCCAAAGCGGCGAUUUGUGCUUCGCAUAAGGUGCAUAGUGGUGCACUGCACGAAAAGCCGAAGAAACAGAAUCGGUGGGGGCGAGUGUGGGUGUGUGUGUGCGAGUCCCACUAGAAUCAAUGUUCGAUGCUGCGUGAGAUCACGCAAAAGGAGUGGCAAAACAGCGGCAGUGUAAAGCGCAGCAAAAAAGUCGCCGGACCAAGCAGAUACUGCAGCUAACCAGCGAUCGGAAACAGAAGAAAAGUUACAGCUCUGCUACUGCGGCUCGUCACCAACACAGCUACACCCGGCCCGAAGGAGCUUGCUACUUGGAUGAGCAAAAAUGAUUCUGCUAGAGAUCAAUAAUAGGAUUGUGGAGGAAACGCUAACAGUCAAGUUCAAAAAUGCAAUCGCUGGAAACAAAGCGGAAUCAAUCGACGUGACAGUGGCAGACUUCGAUGGCGUGUUAUUUCAUAUUUCCAACAUCAACGGAGACAAAACAAAAGUGCGAACAAGUAUAUCGCUAAAAUUCUACAAGCAGCUGCAGGAGCACGGUGCGGACGAACUGCUGAAGCGAGAGUAUGGCGAGCUACUCGUCGCUCCCGAGGACGGCUACAAUGUUUCGGUGCUGGUCGAUCUGGAAAACAUUCCGGAAAAUUGGGAAGAAACGGUCCGAAGGAUCGGGCUGCUGAAGCGAAACUGUUUCGCGUCCGUGUUCGAGAAGUACUUCGACUAUCAGACGCAGGGUGAAGGUGAAGGCGAAGGCCAGAAACGAGCAGUAAUCAACUAUCGGAAUGAUGAAACGAUGUACGUUGAAGCCAAACCGGAUCGCGUAACGGUCGUGUUCAGCACGAUAUUCCGUGACGAGGACGACGUGGUGUUAGGUAAAGUGUUCAUGCAAGAGCUACGCGAAGGCCGAAGAGCAUCGCACACGGCACCGCAAGUAUUAUUCUCCCAUCGGGAGCCACCACUAGAGCUGGCCAAUACCGGUGCCAGGGUUGGUGAAAACAUCGGCUACGUUACGUUCGUUCUGUUCCCGAGGCACACUGCGAAGGAAACGCGCGACAACACGAUCAAUUUAAUCCAUAUGUUUCGUGAUUAUUUGCAUUAUCAUAUUAAGUGUUCGAAAGCUUACAUUCAUUCGCGGAUGCGAGCAAAGACUUCGGAAUUCUUAAAGGUGCUCAAUCGCGCUCGACCUGAGCCAAAAAUUACGGAAAAGAAAACAAUAACUGGUCGAACAUUCAUUCGGAAGGAAUGAUUCUAGAACUCGUCGGACGUCUAGUUGUUAAAUGUGUAAGUAUAAAAAAGUAACAAAACAAAGAAAGUGUGAACAAAAUUAAGGCGGUCAAAACAAUGAGUGCGAUAAAAUGAUAAAAUCUUGGUAAAUUCUCUGCUCCGCUCGAACGGCGGAUACAUUUUGCUGCAUACUAAUGAAAUAGUAAUAAAACGGAAGUAACACACAGCCAGAGCGUCAACACAUUUCGUCUCGACUGAUCGCAAUACUUAACGACAGAUGGCGAUUCGACCGUUUAUCGUCCCCGAAGAAACAAGGUCGGACAGGUUAACGAGUCUUGCAACGCAUAACACGGUCUCUAGGCGAACACACGUUGGCUGCAUUUUGUCUAGAAAAAUAAUACCUAUUAGAGAAAUCUACGAUAAAAACGCGGACGGACAAAACAGUGAGAAGAUCUUCACCAUCGUCUCUUGUCUGGGAAAUUAGCAAAACUCUAAAGUAUAUGUGGCCGGCAAUCGGUAACUGUGCGCCAAUUCACCACAAACGAUCGAUCGUAUUAAGAAACGUGAAAGUAAUUUUAUAAAAACAGAAGAGUAAAAUGGACAAUGCAUGCAAAAAAGGGCCACAGGAAAGCCGUUACAGAAAGGAGCACCAAAUCUGGGAGGCAUAUUUUAAAGGCGAACACAAGAAGAGAGACAAACGUAGAACUCUAAACGCUUGCGACUUGUUGGUGAAAGUCACCGGAAGUGAGAUAACACGUUACUUUAGGUUCUGCUAGACAAACUGUUCUUAGGAAAAUAUCUACUUUGUAGCAAGGUUCCAAAUUAAUCGCACAAAACAAGUAAUGAAGCUGCGACCACGACAGACCGUUGGAACUAAAAUUCCCACUAAUCGAUCAAUUUGAAAGCUGUGCAGCUCUCGAGGGCACAGCUCGUUACAUGCCGUUCCAUGUGGGCUGAAAGAUGUAGAGAUUGUUUGUAGCUAAGCCGCUAAGCAGUAAGAAUUUGGGAGACGGUGUUAGAGAGCUAGUUAAGAACCGGUGUGCGAAACGGUGAAGAAUCGCAAGGCAAUACCGACGGUGGGGUUGUAGUGCCACAGAGCGUAACUGGACGCCGGGGAAGCGAAGCGUGCACUAUUUUCCUUAUUCUCUAUUACCAAAUCACACCGAAUGUUGUUUACCAAGUACUACUUCUACUAUCCGACUAUUACUAGUAGCCUUUAGAAGCGAGGAAAGAGAGUGGACAAACAUGACUAAACACUGUGUAAAGCAACAGUGAUGAACUAAAACGCGAGCAGCGAACUAAGGGUCGCCGAUCUGCGGCCGCUGUGUUACGGCAGUGGUGUGGUGACUUGCAAACGUUUCUUUUCAGUCCACACUGCCCUCUGAACGGCUGCGAUCGCUGCGGAAUCGCCAUGAGACAAAACAAUCUUCCAACACAUGCGCUCGACACAAAUAUUAUCGGCAUACUUAGGAGGUAGCAAUUUGAAUGCGCCAAAUUCCACGUCAGAGGGGAAGGUACAUGAGAACUAAGAGUGAAGGCUGAUGUGCAUUUAUUACCACGACUAAUCUUUGACCUUCCGGGGGCUCCCGUGGGUCGGACGGGAUUAGUUCAGUACCCUCGGCUUCCGGCGUGGGACGAUAAAUCAAAUUGCGCCAAAAUGGACAUCAACUUCAAGAGAGAAAAAGUGUAUUAUAAUCUAAUUCCCUUCUAGCUAGAGAGAAAGAACGGUUGCAAAUAUUAUUAUUAGUUUUCGGACUUUCGUUUCGUUUCGUAUUCGUCAAUCACACGCCACUUUCGCCGCUACCUGCGCUGUGGACUGUGGCUAAUGCAACGUGGUUGAUGGUGAGGUUUUAGGGCGUGGUGCAAAGCGAGAAAUAACAAAUUGCGUUACAAACUAGAUACCAACCAGGCCCCUACGCGUCAUCAUAAUCUAAUCAUCAACACAUCCCGGAAACGCAGUGGCAGAUAAAUUGUGACAAAAUUCUGAACUAACUAGCUCCGGUAAGCGCGCGCGAGGGCAAAUACCUAAUGAAACUGUGCUCCGAAUGAAAUUCAAUCGAAGUAAACAUGGAACAAAUUUUCAAUAAACUGGCUGCCAGACACUAGCGAUGGUGCGCUAGAGAAUGGAAAACGGAACCU
Anopheles bellator is the source of this 3847-nucleotide messenger RNA. It is a transcript of the gene Arpc2, whose product is annotated as probable actin-related protein 2/3 complex subunit 2. NCBI's taxonomy places the organism in Eukaryota, Metazoa, Arthropoda, Insecta, Diptera, Culicidae. The record is from RefSeq and is a predicted model, not a curated record. Gene Ontology annotation, biological process: actin filament polymerization; Arp2/3 complex-mediated actin nucleation. Gene Ontology annotation, molecular function: actin filament binding; structural constituent of cytoskeleton. The transcript has 7 exons. Gene Ontology annotation, cellular component: Arp2/3 protein complex; actin cytoskeleton. Bases 816 to 1730 code for a protein of 304 amino acids.